Messenger RNA from Sinocyclocheilus rhinocerous, 757 nucleotides. RefSeq names its product trypsin-2-like. The record is from RefSeq and is a predicted model, not a curated record. Gene Ontology annotation, molecular function: serine-type endopeptidase activity. Bases 1 to 735 code for a protein of 244 amino acids. Lineage: Eukaryota; Metazoa; Chordata; Actinopteri; Cypriniformes; Cyprinidae. The transcript has 6 exons. Gene Ontology annotation, biological process: proteolysis.
AUGAAGUCUUUGGUUUUCCUUGCAUUUUUCAGCAUAGCAUUUGCUGAAAACCAUGUCAAGAUUGUUGGAGGAUAUGAAUGCGAGCCUCAUUCCCAGCCCUGGAUGGCGUUUCUGAAAACAAGUUUUCACCAAUGCGGUGGAUUCCUGAUCAAUCAGAACUGGAUCAUGUCAGCCGCCCACUGCUACGACACCCGCAUAGAGGUCCGUCUGGGUAAACACAACAUUGCUGUGGAUGAGAGCAGCGAGCAGUCCAUCCCGUCUGAGCGUGUCAUCCGUCACCCGCAGUUUAACUAUUCCACCAUUGACAAUGACAUCAUGCUGAUCAAGUUGCGCAAACCCGUGACUCUCAAUAAGUUUGUGAAGCCUGUGGACCUGCCCAAAAGCUGUGCUCCUCCAGACACCAUGUGCAGAGUCUCCGGCUGGGGAAUCACCAUGAAUGAAACGGUUGAUUCUGAUAAGCUGCAGUGUCUGAAUCUUUCCAUCAUCUCUGAUCGUGACUGUAAUGAGUCCUACCCUGACCUAAUCACUGCCUCCAUGUUCUGUGCUGGAUAUCUGAAGGGAGGAAAGGGCGUUUGCCAGGGUGACUCAGGUGGUCCUAUGGUGUGUGAUGGUGAGAUACAAGGUAUUGUGUCAGCGGGUGGCCGUUGUGCUGCAAAAGAUCAGCCUGGUAUCUUUACCAAGGUCUGCCUGUUCAACUCCUGGAUUACUGAGACUAUAAACACAUACCAAAACUGAUCCCAGCUUCAUACUGCAAAUA